Micropterus salmoides (largemouth bass) is the source of this 969-nucleotide messenger RNA. RefSeq lists its product as uncharacterized. The transcript is spliced from 8 exons. NCBI's taxonomy places the organism in Eukaryota, Metazoa, Chordata, Actinopteri, Centrarchiformes, Centrarchidae. Bases 1 to 645 code for a protein of 214 amino acids. The record is from RefSeq and is a predicted model, not a curated record.
AUGGACAUGGGUCUACAUCGCUUGUUGAACUUGAAGAUUGGUGAAAACACCAAAGCUAAAUCAGACAGACUGAGUGUUACAGAGAACUGUUCUCUGGUUAUAAAAACAGUCACAGACGAGGAUGUUGGUCGUUACACCUGCAGACAGUUCAUUUCAGGACAACAACAAGGUCCAGACUCUGUGGUUCUUCUGUCUGUUAUUAACAGUAAAGACACAACAACAACAACUGAAAACAGCAUAAAAGCAGGUAUCACCACAACAGCGUCUGCAAUCAUAGAUGAUUCAACCGAACAACCAAGCAAUUGGUGGUUGUACAUCAUUGUGACUGUGAUUUUAGUAGCACUAAUAAUAAUUGUUGUAAAUGUCAUCAGAUGGAAGAGAGCUAAAGAGAACAAAACAGGGAUGAAUGACAAUGUGGGGCUGACCUCAGACCCUGCAUUGACUGAGUCUGCUCCAGAAAACAGUCAGGACACGGCUGAUCCUGAAGAUGGCGUUUCCUACGCCGCUGUCAGCUUCACCACGAUGAACAAAAGUAAAGGCCGGGUUCAGAGUAAAAAUUAUGCUGAUGAAGGCGAUGCAGUGACCUACACGACCAUGAAAGCUUCCUCUGCUGAUCCCAGCAACCUCUACGCUACAAUCAACUGACCAAACAAAUCAAAUUCAUGUCAUCAGAUCUUUGCUUAAAUCUGUUUGUGUAUUACAAUCAUUUUCAAGAUGGAUUAUUGUAAAAAAAUUCUUAUUCAAAACAGGGUGAAGUAGUUUAAAAAAAUUAUAACUUAGGUUAUAGUUCAAGGUUAAUAAGUAUAUUGCUAUUUUAAUUUAGCUUUUAUCUAGUCUAGUGCCUGUUAUUUUUUCAUAUGCAAUAAUUUUUCAAGGUUGAGCAAUUUUAUAAAUUUUUUACUUUUUAUUUGACAAGUGAAUGAUAAACAACAUUACAUUAUAAUUAAACAUCAUACUCAUCACUCUCAA